CCGGUUCUACUCUCUCCAGAAGACAGCUGCCAAACCCUCCCUCUGUGUGUGUAUAUGUGUGUGUUUGUGUGUGGGUGUGUAUGUGUGUGUGUGUUUGUGUAUGUGUGUGGACUGACACAGAGCAAGCAGUCCUGCUGUUAACUGCACUGUCUCAUUUAUCAAGAGCUCCCAUUCCUGGGCCAGAGUGAGGCGUUCUGCAUCAGUUUUGGAUGUGUGUUUUCUGAGAUAAGGGUUGACUAAAGACAAACUUAAGAAAAAGAGCAAGUCAAAACCAUGACUACCGAGAAGGAAAGACAAUCUGUUUUGCGCACAACAAAGGUUCGUGCUGCACUGAAAGGAGACAACAGCUGGAUCCAACUCCGCAAUCAGUCAGAACCCGAGGAAGAUGAGGAAAAGCCAUGGCUUGCAGAGGUACGUGCACGUCGGAUCAACAACGACAUCAGUGAGCCCGACGAUGAUAAAACGUCUUCUGAACAGCAACCUGCUCCUUCAAACAGCACAGACAGAUCUAAAACAUCUGGAUACCUGAUCAGGGGUGUUUUUACAAAGACUGACACCAAACCAGCUGCAUCGUCCUCCAAUGGCUACAUUGGAACAUCUGGCUUUACCAAAAAGCCCUCUGAAGAAUACAAGAAAAUAGCUCCUCACACUGUUCGCACUGCCGUGGAGAGAACUCAGCCAUCGGAGCCAUCAGUCAGUGCAGAAGAACAGGAAAGGAGGACAGAGGCAGCCAGCAAAACACUAAACAAUUCAGCAAGAAAACAAAGGUCAUAUGUGAUGUCAGCUGCAAAGAAGUAUGAGUCCACUCCAGAGAACAUAGACAACUCCCCACCAGCCAUAGCAUUUAUUGCUAAAAGGGUAGUUAUCAGUGAUGAUGAUGACACUGGGUCUGUUCAACUGCACACUUUGACACUGAGUGAGGAGAUGAGCGUCGAUGAGCCAAUACCUCCAGAAUCCUCACCUGCAGCGUCUGAAUCAAAACCAAGACCCAAACCAGAGCUCGUACCCAAACAAAGUGAUACCCUCAUUGCUCUCUCAGACACGUUGAUGUCCACACCAGAAUCCAUCAGCAAGAAGCCAGUUACUCAAAUCACUCCUCCUGUUCCAGAGACAAAAGUCUCGAAACCUGAGCCCAAUCCUAAAACAAGUGUCAGUCUUCCCAAUACUCAGGCCUCAACAAUUGCUCCAGUUGCUGCUUUAAAGGAACCUGCAGCACCUGAACCCAAACCAGCUUCCCCUCCUAAACCAAGUGUCAGUCUUACCAAUACUCAGGCCUCAACAAUUGCUCCGGUUGCUGCUUUAAAGGAACCUGCAGCACCUGAACCCAAACCAGCUUCCCCUCCUAAACCAAGUGUCAGUCUUACCAAUACUCAGGCCUCAACAAUUGCUCCGGUUCCUGCUUUAAAGAAACCUGCAACAACCGAACCCAAGCCAGCUUCCCCUCCUAAACCAAGUGCCACUGAACCAGUUGCUCCAGCCGUUCCAGCUGUGAAGCAGGUCCCAUCCACAACACCAGAACCCAAACCCAAGCUAGAGGCCACUCCUAAAGCCAGUAUCCCAAAGCCGGUUGAGACGACCAGCACCUUGAAUGAUAAUGAUCUUCUGGAUCUCUCUGAGAGUACGCCACCGAAAUUGGUGAAUCCCAUCCCUACCACCACUGACCAGCUGGCAGGAGGCUCUCUACUCAAGACAGAGAAGACUAAAGAAUCUCUGGAUCUGCUUGCUGUUGAUAUUAUUCCUAUUGAUACCAAUACUGACAAAUUAAGCACGAAUAAAACAAAUACCAAAACUGACAUAACACAAACUGUGGUGCAGACCAAGAAGGAUGUAAAGGAUGUGAAGAGCACACAAGAGAAUUUGGUAAACCCCGUCCCCACCAGCACUGACCUGCUGAUAGGAGGCACAAAACAGAAUUUGGUAAACCCCGUCCCCACCACCACUGACCUGCUGAUAGGAGGUUCUUUGCCCCAAACAAAGAAGACUAGUGAAUCUCUGGACCUGCUGGCUUAUGAUGUCAUCCCUAUUGACACCAACAAGGACAAACUCAGCACAGACAAAACACAGAGCAAAGUGGAGACAACGACAACUAUCAUACAGACCAAGACGGUCCAGGAAGGCUCUGUCGAUCCAUUCGAUCCGUUUCCGAUUGUGAAAGAGUCCACAAAGAGCUCUGUAGAGCUCUUUGAUCCUCUUCUGUCCAACAGCAACAACAGCCAACAGCAGCAGACAGUUACAGUCACAUUCGAGCAGAAGUCCUCGAAAACUAGCUCGCCAUGGGACAAAUGGGCGGUUCCCACUAUAGACAACGCAACAGAGGACAGUGAACCUGAGUCAGAGCCAGAGCCAGAGGAUAAUAUUAACACUGUCUACACCAGAACAGAAGAAAGCAGCAUCCCAGCGCUGGAUACUGAAUCUAAAAAGAAUGUUGUCUACGUCAAAUCGUACGUGAACUCAUCCGAUCUGCCCAGAUUCAGCACACGCAGAUAUGACAAUGAAUAUGAUUAUGUGACCUCAAGCUCCAGCAGUUAUGCAUACAGCAGCCCCUCCAGUGACUAUGAUUAUGUGACCUCAAGCUCCAGCAGUUAUGCAUACAGCAGCCCCUCCAGCGCUGAGACUAUGAGUGCCUGCACCUACUGUGGUGGUCUUGUAGGAAACAAUUCCAAGAUCACUAUUGACCACCUCAACAUCUCAUGCCACCCUGAAUGCUUCAAGUGUGGAAUCUGCAGUAAGCCAAUGGGCGAUUUCAUCCACAGUAUGUUUUGGCAUUGUGGGAUGGUCCACUGCGAGAGCUGUUAUGCAAAUGUUAUUUAAGGCGAUUGCUUCGUUACUCUGGUAAACACUGUGGUAGCCAGUGUGCCUCGAGAUGGUUUAAUUCCUGAGAUUAUCCCCUUGUCCUUUCUGACUCCAUUAGAAUGUAUGUAAUGAUGUUUAAAUUCGUUUACAUUCCCAAAACACUUAUCCUUUUCUUAUAUCUGCUUUUGUUUUACUGUAAAAAGUGCCUUUAGCAUCCGCAUCAUGUGUGUUUGGUUGAGUGGGUUUUUCACCGUUUCUACAAAUUAGUACCCUCAUUUCCUCUUUAAAUCAUGUAACAUUACCAAGAAGUUUUUUUUUCCCUUGUGUUCUUCAGAGGAUGAAUAUACUUUUUAAAACUGUGAAUAAAUGUGGGGUUGUAAAAUGCCUGCUGUUUGUUCA
Messenger RNA from Silurus meridionalis, 3192 nucleotides. RefSeq names its product zinc finger protein 185 with LIM domain (gene znf185). The transcript is spliced from 37 exons. The record is from RefSeq and is a predicted model, not a curated record. The coding region runs from base 274 to 2811 and encodes 845 amino acids. Lineage: Eukaryota; Metazoa; Chordata; Actinopteri; Siluriformes; Siluridae.